GUUAAUCAAAUAGAUAUCAAUCUAUAAAUUACUUUAUGCAAGUUUUAUUUAAAACGUUGUCUACUGGAUAAUGAGAUAUUUAGUAACAAACACACACAGACAUUGUCAAAAACAUUUUCGCCUGCCGUCGCCUUUAAGUAGCAGAUGGUAAAUAUUACCUGUGGCCCAUAAAUCCCCCAGUGUUUUUUCUUUAUGGCCCUAUUUGGAAAUAAAGUUGAACAACCCUGCUGUAAUACAUCCAAUAGUUUAGUUUCACAAACAGUUUUUACUUCCUGUUUGAAAGCAGAAAAGCGUCAAAUUAAAGCAGUUACAAACUGAAUCAGAACAGCUACAUGUCUGCAGCCAUGAUCAGGCCAUCUUAACCCUGUGACAGCUGAAAACCUUAAACAUCUGGAGCACAUUCUGAACCAAACAAUAAAACCAGAACCUGAAGCUGAACCAAGCUAACAGAUUACAAAGCAAAGUCUUAAAAUUAAUUUGGUGAAAUCAAAGUGAAUGAGGAAAUAGACUACAACCAAACACAAAAUGUGGAUUAAAGCUGCUGCAGAAGGAGAUCCUCCUCUGACCCUCCAGUCCUCAUGUGGAUCAGGUUUCCUCCAGCUCAGACGCCCCCCCCUUCCUCUCAUCCAGACUUGCUGUGUAAUUAUGGAAGGAGGGACCUGCUGCUUGUUGAUUUUUUUUAAUCUUUGAAGGAGGUGUGCUUUCUUGUCUUCCCUAAACGUGAGCAGCAGCAGCAGCGGGGUGAGGAGGGUGCGUCCCCCCAGCUGGUCCAGUCCCCAGUACCUCCCAGUUCUUUAGGCUUCCAUAUAAAAGCCCUGGUGGAAAAUGAGUGCAGGCAGUUGGGAGUUUUCUGUUGGGGUCAGGAGGACUUUGGACAGACGCACGGAUCCUCCCCCAAACAUAUGAGUGGAGUUUAGCAGAAAGAGAAAACAUCCCCAACACUUUUUUCCUCUCUUGCCUCAAAGAGUCUACAUGUCUGGUGGCAUCUAGACAUGUUCAGCUUUGUGGAUUUGCGGCUGGCGCUGCUGCUCGGUGCAGCCGUGCUCCUGGUCAGGGCGCAGGGCGAGGACGACCGCACGAGUACCAGCUGCACCUUGGACGGCCAGGUGUUUGCGGACCGGGAUGUGUGGAAACCAGAACCAUGUCAGAUCUGCGUUUGUGACAGCGGCACGGUGAUGUGCGACGAUGUUCACUGUGAGGAACCAACCGACUGCCCCAACCCCAUCGUUCCCCAGGGCGAGUGCUGCGCCAUCUGCCCCGACGACGGCUACCAGGCUGCUGAGGUAGAGGGACCCAGAGGAGACCGAGGACCCAAGGGAGAGAGGGGCCCUGCUGGUCCCCCUGGUAGAGACGGUCUUGAUGGCGAGCCUGGUCUUCCAGGACCUCCCGGCCCUCCUGGACCCCCUGGUCUCGGUGGAAACUUCUCCCCUCAGAUGUCUGGUGGUUAUGAUGAGAAAUCUCCCUCCAUGCCCGUGCCUGGACCUAUGGGCCCAAUGGGACCUCGUGGACCCCCCGGACCUCCUGGUUCUAGCGGACCACAGGGACCCACUGGUCCUCCUGGUGAGUCUGGAGAGGCCGGAGCUCCUGGCCCCAUGGGUCCACGUGGACCAGCUGGUCCUCCUGGAAAGAACGGAGAAGACGGUGAGGCUGGAAAACCUGGUCGUGCUGGUGAGCGUGGACCUCCCGGACCACAGGGAGCUCGUGGUUUCCCAGGAACCCCUGGACUGCCUGGCAUCAAGGGACACAGAGGAUUCAGUGGUCUUGAUGGUGCUAAAGGAGAUACUGGCCCUGCUGGACCCAAGGGAGAAACUGGAGCUGCUGGUGAGAAUGGAACUCCUGGUGCUAUGGGACCUCGUGGUUUGCCUGGUGAGAGAGGUCGUACUGGUGCUCCUGGAUCUGCUGGAGCUCGUGGAAACGAUGGUGCUGCCGGUGCUGCCGGACCUCCUGGUCCCACUGGCCCUGCUGGACCUCCUGGAUUCCCUGGUGGCCCAGGAUCUAAGGGUGAUGUUGGACCACAGGGUGCUCGUGGAUCUGAGGGACCCUCUGGAACUCGUGGAGAGCCUGGCAACCCUGGACCUGCUGGCCCAGCUGGACCUUCUGGAAACCCUGGAGCUGAUGGAGCUCCCGGAUCUAAAGGAGCCCCUGGUGCUGCUGGAGCUGCAGGAGCUCCAGGUUUCCCUGGACCACGUGGACCCCCAGGACCUCAGGGUGCUGCUGGUGCCCCUGGAGCCAAGGGUAACACUGGUGAAGUUGGUGCCCCAGGAUCCAAAGGAGAGCCCGGUGCCAAGGGAGAGUCUGGUGUUCCAGGUGUUGCCGGACCCCCAGGACCUCAUGGUGAGGAGGGCAAGAGAGGAGCCAGAGGAGAGCCUGGUGCUGCAGGUGCUCGUGGAGCACCUGGAGAGCGUGGUGCUCCUGGUGGCCGUGGUUUCCCUGGUGCUGACGGCCCUGCUGGACCCAAAGGAGCCACUGGUGAGCGCGGUGCCCCUGGUCUUGUUGGAGCUAAAGGUUCCACUGGUGAGCCUGGCCGUACUGGUGAACCUGGUCUCCCAGGAGCUAAGGGUAUGACCGGUAGCCCUGGCAGUCCUGGACCUGAUGGCAAGAUGGGAGCUGCUGGAGCCCCUGGACAAGAUGGCCGCCCUGGACCACCUGGCCCUGUUGGAGCUAGAGGUCAGCCCGGAGUCAUGGGAUUCCCUGGACCCAAGGGAGCUGCUGGUGAAGGUGGAAAGCCUGGUGAAAGGGGAGUCAUGGGACCCACUGGCCCUGCUGGAGCUCCUGGAAAAGAUGGUGAUGUUGGUGCUCCAGGUCCUAGUGGACCAGCUGGUCCUGCUGGUGAGAGAGGUGAGUCAGGACCUGCUGGAGCUCCUGGAUUCCAAGGACUUCCAGGACCCCAAGGUGCCGUUGGUGAGAGUGGCAAGCCUGGAGAGCAGGGUCUGCCCGGUGAGGCUGGAGCCCCAGGACCUGCUGGAUCAAGAGGUGAUAGAGGAUUCUCUGGUGAGCGUGGUGCACCUGGCCCCGUUGGACCUGCUGGAGCCCGUGGAUCCCCCGGACCUGCCGGAAAUGAAGGCGCCAAGGGAGACGCUGGAACCCCCGGUGCUCCUGGAGCUCAGGGUCCUCCUGGACUGCAGGGAAUGCCUGGUGAGCGUGGUGCUGCUGGACUUCCAGGACUGAGAGGAGACAGAGGUGACCAAGGAGCUAAGGGUGGUGAUGGAUCUCCUGGUAAAGAUGGCCCACGUGGUUUGACUGGACCAAUUGGACUUCCUGGACCUGCUGGAGCACCUGGAGACAAGGGAGAACCCGGUGGUCCUGGACCUGUCGGACCUUCUGGAGCCCGUGGAGCCCCUGGUGAGCGUGGUGAAACUGGACCAUCUGGACCUGCUGGAUUUGCCGGACCUCCUGGUGCUGAUGGACAACCUGGUGCUAAGGGAGAGGCUGGAGAUAAUGGUCCCAAAGGAGAUGUUGGUGCCCCUGGCCCUGCCGGACCAACUGGUGCUGCUGGACCUCAGGGUCCCGUUGGAAACUCUGGCUCUAAAGGAGCCCGUGGACCUGCUGGACCUCCUGGUGCUACUGGCUUCCCUGGUGCUGCUGGCAGAGUUGGACCUCCUGGUCCUGCUGGAAACUCUGGACCUCCCGGACCUCCUGGACCAGGUGGCAAGGAGGGACCCAAAGGAAACCGUGGUGAGACCGGACCUGCUGGUCGCCCUGGUGAAAUUGGUGCUGCUGGACCUCCAGGACCUACUGGGGAGAAGGGUAGCCCCGGUGCCGAUGGUCCUUCUGGACUUGCUGGUAUUCCUGGACCUCAAGGUAUUGCUGGACAGCGUGGUAUUGUUGGUCUGCCUGGACAGAGAGGAGAGAGAGGAUUCCCUGGCCUUCCCGGACCUUCUGGAGAGGUUGGAAAGCAUGGACCUGCUGGACCUGGUGGAGAGCGUGGACCUCCUGGACCCAUGGGACCCCCUGGCCUGGCCGGAGCCCCUGGAGAGCCUGGACGUGAGGGAACCCCCGGUAACGAGGGAGCCGCUGGUCGUGAUGGAGCCGCUGGACCUAAGGGAGACCGUGGAGAGAAUGGACCUGCUGGAGCCCCUGGUGCCCCUGGACCCUCUGGUGCCCCUGGACCUGUCGGACCCGCUGGCAAGAGUGGUGACCGCGGAGAGACUGGAUCUGCUGGCCCUGCUGGUCCUGCUGGCCCUGCUGGACCUCGUGGCCCUGCUGGACCUGCUGGAGCUCGUGGAGACAAGGGUGAAACUGGAGAGGCUGGAGAGAGAGGCAUGAAGGGACACAGAGGAUUUACUGGUGCACAGGGACCUCCUGGACCUCCUGGACCUUCUGGAGAGUCAGGACCUGCUGGUACUUCUGGACCUGCUGGACCUAGAGGUCCUUCUGGAUCUGCUGGUGCUCCUGGUAAAGAUGGUAUGUCUGGUCUUCCUGGACCCACCGGACCUCCUGGACCUCGUGGACGUUCUGGAGAGAUGGGACCUGCUGGUCCUCCUGGACCUCCUGGACCUGCCGGUGCACCUGGUGCCCCUGGUGGUGGUUUUGAACUUGGCUUCAUUACCCAGCCCCAGGAGAAGGGUCCUGAUCCCUUCCGUUCAUACAGAGCUGAUGAUGCCAAUGUUCUCCGUGACCGCGACCUGGAGGUUGACAGCACCCUGAAGAGCCUGAGCCAGCAGAUCGAGCAGAUCCGCAGCCCUGAUGGAACCAGAAAGAACCCUGCCAGAACCUGCCGAGACCUGAAGAUGUGCCACCCUGACUGGAAGAGCGGCGAAUACUGGAUUGACCCAGACCAGGGCUGUACUCAAGAUGCCAUCAAGGUCUACUGCAACAUGGAGACUGGAGAGACCUGUGUAACACCAACUCAGCCUGAGGUUGCCAAGAAGAACUGGUACAUGAGCAAGAACAUCAAGGAGAAGAAGCACGUCUGGUUCGGUGAUGCUAUGAARGAUGGCUUCCAGUUUGAGUACGGCAGCGAGGGCUCUCUGCCAGAGGAUGUCAACAUUCAGCUGACCUUCCUGCGUCUCAUGUCCACUGAAGCAUCCCAGAACGUUACCUACCACUGCAAGAACAGCAUUGCCUACAUGGAUGCUGCCGCUGGCAACCUCAAGAAGGCCCUCCUCCUCCAGGGCUCCAACGAGAUUGAGAUCAGAGCCGAGGGCAACAGCCGUUUCACCUACAGUGUCCUGGAAGAUGGAUGCACGUCACACACCGGAACAUGGGGCAAGACAGUCAUUGACUACAAGACAUCAAAAACAUCUCGCCUGCCCAUCAUUGAUAUUGCUCCUAUGGACGUUGGUGCUCCAGACCAAGAGUUUGGCCUUGAAGUUGGACCUGUCUGUUUCUUGUAAAAAGAAAAAUCUGGACUUGAAAGUGUUGUUGUGUGUGUGCGUGCGUGUGUUUUAUUUUUUCUAGCAGUCAUCUCGCCCCAAAAAGAAACCCCUACAAAACACUUGUUUUAUGCCACUUGUUUGAAAAAUCUGACCCCUUCGUCCUGAUUCUACAAGUUUCCAUUUGGCUGUUGUUCUGAUGGUCCACUUUGCUUAAAACCUGCACUUCUUCAACAACAAGAUGGCGGCGGUGUGGCUGUGUCUGCAUCGCUAUGUCUGGGACCACUACGUUUUUUCGUUUGGACUUUUUUUUUUCUUCCGUUUUUUUGCCAUCACCAACACCACGGAUCCUGUAGAGAAGACUUUUGGUUUCACUGGCAACAAGAAAAUAAUAUAUGUCUCUGUAAAGUGUAAAAAAAAACAAAACCCUCCCAACUUCUUCCAGCCAAACCAGGCCUCUCUGGAGUUUACAGAAACACAGCUGACUUUUGUAUUUUUCUACACCUCUGAGGAAUGAAAGGACAGCCCUAACAGACAGAAUUGCUUUGUACCACAUUUCAGGUGUUGAUGAAUAAACGGUGAAACUGACAGCCACUUUUGUCUUUGUUGUUGUGCCCUCCUCUGCUCCACCUGCCCCACCAGGGCUGACAUCACCUCCCCCACAACACCAUCUGCAGGUGCUACAGCUGUUGGGAUUUGUUUGUUCUUGUGGUCACUUUCUUCUUUGAUCUUCUGUUUCUCCUUUGUUUUAUUUUUUGUUUAAAGAAAAGUCACAUUAAAACCAGCAGCAGAGAAACGAGUUUAAAUCUUUUUUUUUAAAGAAAGAAUGUUACGGCUACCUCAAAAAUGAAACUAAUUCCAGUUCUAAGAGAGGUGAAGUGUUUCUGAAGUGAAGCCUGCUUUAGUUGUGGCAGUCGGUGGGGUAUUGGAGGUUUACUGACACUUUUAACAGAAGCAGAAACAAAUAAGGUGCUAUUGUUUCUUUGAGGUCUGCUGGCUGUCCAGUAUGGUGAUGCUGUUGUGUAGUGUUACAGUUAGUCUGGUAUAGCACAGCACGGCCUUCUUGGUGCUAAAAAUGAAAUCCCAGCUUCAAUGCAUCUGUCUUCAUGCAUCUGUUUUUAAUUUCUUUUUCCUGAAACAGGUGACUUUUCACCACCAAAAAUCUAAUCUUUAAAUAUGCUCCAGAAAGAAAGAUAUCAGUUAAAAGUUUGUGAGUUUGAAAGCCACACCAAUGGGGGAAAACACCACAAGGAUCUGUACCUAUUUUGUAUAUGUAUAAUAAAUUGAGAUGUUUUUAAUUAUUUUGAAUGCUGAAAUAAAGCAUGUUAAGUGGUUUAA
Austrofundulus limnaeus is the source of this 6653-nucleotide messenger RNA. RefSeq names its product collagen alpha-1(I) chain. Gene Ontology annotation, biological process: extracellular matrix organization. Bases 993 to 5336 code for a protein of 1447 amino acids. The transcript has 49 exons. Gene Ontology annotation, molecular function: extracellular matrix structural constituent conferring tensile strength; protein binding. The record is from RefSeq and is a predicted model, not a curated record. NCBI's taxonomy places the organism in Eukaryota, Metazoa, Chordata, Actinopteri, Cyprinodontiformes, Rivulidae.